Brassica oleracea var. oleracea is the source of this 408-nucleotide messenger RNA. RefSeq lists its product as uncharacterized. Gene Ontology annotation, molecular function: nucleic acid binding; RNA-DNA hybrid ribonuclease activity. The record is from RefSeq and is a predicted model, not a curated record. The transcript has a single exon. Lineage: Eukaryota; Viridiplantae; Streptophyta; Magnoliopsida; Brassicales; Brassicaceae. The coding region runs from base 1 to 408 and encodes 135 amino acids.
AUGGCGAGGGAUCAUACUGGUAACGUCUUAUUUCAUGGACGUGAUGCCUUCACUCCCUCGACUUCCCGAUUGGCUGCAGAACUUCGAGGCAUCAUCUGGGUCUUGCAGAGUGCAAACGACCUGCACCUUCAUACAAUAUGCAUAGCUUCAGACCAUUCGGAAACGAUAGAGGCGAUAUCAACACCGGGUUCUUGGCCACGGUUCCGCUGCUUGUUAGAGAAAAUUGGAGCAUUGUGUAGCCUCUUUUCCUCUGUUGCUUUUGAAGUUGAGGGAGCACAUGCCAAUAUAAUAGCUCGUGAUAUUGCUAAGAGUAUGCUGAAGGAUGGGCGGUUUCAGUCCUACCUCGCUUUAGGAGGACCAGCAUGGCUUCAUCAACGUAUCGCCGCAGAAGCUUCAAGACAAGACUAA